This is a messenger RNA of Toxorhynchites rutilus septentrionalis, 2910 nucleotides long. Its product is annotated as pyridoxal-dependent decarboxylase domain-containing protein 1. Gene Ontology annotation, molecular function: carbon-carbon lyase activity; pyridoxal phosphate binding. Gene Ontology annotation, cellular component: intracellular membrane-bounded organelle. The record is from RefSeq and is a predicted model, not a curated record. Gene Ontology annotation, biological process: carboxylic acid metabolic process. The transcript is spliced from 7 exons. NCBI's taxonomy places the organism in Eukaryota, Metazoa, Arthropoda, Insecta, Diptera, Culicidae. Bases 119 to 2596 code for a protein of 825 amino acids.
AUCGUGUGAUGUGUCAGAUUGCCACAUAAUAAACGAUUUUUUUUCUGUUUUUGUGGGAAGAAAUUGGGGCGUGAAAUAUUCUCAAAAUUCUGCGACUUGAGGCUUGUUUCGGGCAAACAUGACCGGAGUGCCAGUUGAUUCCGAUGAACUGCAAGAAAUUCAAAAUGCUCGUGAGCCGUUGCCGGAUGAAAUUCCGGCCGCAAAUGUUCGCUCCAGUCUAGCCGAAUUGGAAGUGCAAGCUUCGCAAGUGCUCAAUCGUUUGGAAUACAUUAAAACUACACAGGAACAGCAGCAACCGACGAAUCCGAUGUUUCAGCAAAUGCCGAUAGCACCGGGAUACUUACAAUCGGAUAGAAAACCAACCGCAGAAGUACUCUCCAGCUUGGAAAAUCUUAUCUCACAGUUGGAUCUGGACGAUGAGCCUGAAUUUGUUCUACCGCCGCUUGAUGAAUCUUCCCAACUGGCCGUUAUCACACAUUCUAUAACCGCUUACCUAUCGGCACUGGAAAGACAGCACCUGAAUCGUGUGGUGUCGAAAAUUGUAUCGGAUACCAAUCGUUGGCUCAGUCAUAUGUUCCGAUUCAUGGAUUGCAGCACUGGCUACUAUCGCGAGAGCGCCGAAUGCAUUCUCAAUGCACUGAGGCUGGCCAUUGCGAAUCGUUUUUCAGAGUCCACUGAAAAUCGAUUGACCCAGUUACAGAAUGCUACGCUUUACAUUUCCGAAGUUAGCUCACUGUUUGCCCUACAACAUACUUGUCGCUUUAUUGGGCUUCCUGUGUCGAAUAUCCGCGUUGUUCCGUGCCACACAAUGUUCGGUGCGCGUGGAAUUAUGGAUGCUUCAGAGUUGCAGAAAAUUAUUGCAACCGAUGUCGAAGCAGGAAAGUUUCCGCUCUUCAUAAUAGCCGAUUUGGGUUCGUCGGUUUGCGGAGAUGUGGAUAAUUUAGCGUUGAUUAAAAACGUUUGCAAUUUGAACAAUAUAUGGUUGCAUUGCCAGGGCCACUGUCUAGCUGCUUUGGCCGUUACGAAAGGGACUUUGUCGGGUGUAAACAUGAAAUCCAUUCCCGAUUCCAUAACAAUAAACUUCGGGAAUUGGUUGGGCAUCACGGGAGUGCCGUGCGUUCUGUUGUAUCGACACAUUCCCGUGAGUGCCCUGACGAUGUACGAUGUCGAUCCAAUUUUGUCUAAUCGACUCUUCGCGGUCAGUUUGUGGACCAUUAUGCAAACGAUGGGAGCAAAUUCAAUAAGCGACCGGAUUUUCAUGGCAUUCGACUCCUGUCGGCAGGUGCACGAGAUUCUGAGCAGAAUUGAAGGGAUAAGAAUAUUGAGUAAAGCCCCUCGCCAUGAAGCUGGUAAAUCGUUCCGUGCUUUACUGAACAAUCCUAUCAGUUAUAAUACACUUUUCGAAACGGCCGUUCCUGUAGUAGUAUUCCAGUUUGACGGUCGCUCUGUGAAUGAAGAACAUAACGAAAAUGAUAAUGGCUCUGUUACAUCUCCGCAUGAUGAAUCUACACUGAAUGUAAAUGGUUCAGGUGUAGAAGCCCAGAAAAUUGACGGUGUUACGAAAUCAACCAAUGACGUUAUAGGGAAAACGAUAGAAAAAAUUUCUAACUCUUCCUACUUCGACCGUCUGAACGGUUGGCUGGGUCAGAUCCUGUUGCGGGAUUGUGCCCAGCUCAAUCUGGAAAUUAUCAAUCACCCAGUGUAUGGCACUUGCAUCCGCUACUCCCCGUUUGCUCCAGGCUAUGGAGAGCUGUUACCACUGAAUGAAGUGAUAGAAAACGUCGCACAGUUCAUUGAAGCACAAAUCGAGAUACUUACGGCUACUGUGAAGCACAGAAACCGUUUCAAUAAGCUUGUCGAGGAGAGCCCCGUGUUGCGGUUAAUCGAGCUGAACGAUUGGGCUGGUCUGGGAAGUGUGCAUUAUGUGCCCGAAGGUUGGGAAACGUUACUAACUGAUCAGGCUAAAACAGAGCUUAACAGACUCAACACAGCGCUGGUGGAAAUGUUGAAGGCUCAUGACGGAGCUUUCUCUUUGGGUGAAGGAAGCGAUGGAUUGAUUUGUGUGCGCUUCGGGAUGGUAACGAGCGAAACGGACGUAGAAGAACUGCUAGAUUUGGUCAUUCAAACCGGUCAGAAAAUUCAAGAGAAUUCCAAAAUCCUUGACACGAUGUCCGAAAUACUGAAGAAGGGUAUCGAAGCGGCCACUAUCGACCUACAGCGAGAGGCCGAUGAAAAACUAUGGCAGGAUGGUAUACUCCGCCAGGUACCCCUCGUUGGUCGUGUCGUGAAUUGGUGGUCUCCGCCAGCUAAAGAAGGUGGCGUUAAAGGUCGCAGCUUGAACCUCACACAAGGAGUUGUCGAGAGUACGGAGAAUAUAUACAAAUACCAUAUGCAGAUGACCGCAAAAGCCAAUCAGUUGCCUGGUAACAAAAAUCCGCCCACGCCGCUGGUUCAAACCCCAAUAAGUGCUGACAGCAAAAGUCUACAUUCCCGGAAUGCAAGUUCCAGUAGUCAGCAAUCGAGUGGUACGAUCGACAAAACAAUUCCCCAGCAGCAACAACAAGGACAACACACGACGGAAACUACGGUGUCAUAAAUGUUGGUAAUGUAUUCACAAAAGCUUAAAUUGUUAGUAAUUUCCUAGUUAAAAAAAAACAACAACAAAAAAUCUAUCGAUUUUUUUAACCAAAGUCGUAACCGUUAUACUUGCGAACAUUAGGCGCUGAUGAACAAGAAUAGAGAAAUAGCUUUUAGAAUGUCCCGCUGAUGCACCACAGAAGCACUUUUUCUUCAUAGAAAGUGUAUUGUGUGUAUUCUUUGGUUCAUAGGAAUUAUGCAAUAAAAUAUGGCACUUAUUUAUUUUAAUUGAGUAUUAAUAUAAUCACUGAGAUCAUGUAAUAUAUUAUAUUU